AUGGUGUUGAAACAUACCUCCUUCUAUACUGCUACCGUCGACGAUCCGUCACGCUUCAUCGAUUUGAGGUCGGAUACGGUUACUUUACCUACUGAAGAAAUGAGACUGGCUAUGGCUAAUGCUGUUCUCGGCGAUGAUGUGUAUGGAGAGGAUCAAACCAUCAAUAGUUUGGAAGACAGAUGUGCGAAUUUAUUUGGGAAGGAAGCUGGUUUGUUUGUUGUGAGUGGGACAAUGGGUAAUCUGCUUGCUAUCAUGACACAUUGUCAACGAGGAGAUGAGAUAAUUGUUGGUAGAUUUAAUCACAUCCAUCGCUGGGAGCAAGGUGGCUAUGCCCAGAUUGCUGGAGUCAGUGCUACAACGUUACCAAUGAAUGAGGAUGCCACGAUGAAACUCGAAGAUCUUGAAGAGGCAAUUCGUGUUGAUGAUUGUCACAUGCCGCGAACUAGUCUCAUCUGCCUUGAAAAUACCCACAACUAUGCCGGCGGUCUCGCUCUACCAUUGAAUUAUCUGAAGUCUGUGUAUGAAAUGGCUUCUAGCCGCAAUGUUAGUGUACACAUUGAUGGUGCUCGCAUCUUUAAUGCAGCAGUUGCACUUGGAGUGAAGGUUUCGGAAAUCGCCAAAUAUGGAGAUUCCAUCAUGAUGUGUUUUUCAAAAGGUCUUGGAGCUCCUGUCGGCUCCAUGCUUCUUGGAUCUAGAGAAUUCAUCGAAGGUGCGAGAAGAAGGCGUAAGGCGCUGGGUGGUGGAUGGAGACAGGCAGGUGUUUUAGCGGCAGCUGCUCAUAUUGCGUUAGACAAAGCUGAAGAAACCAUUGAAGAGGAUCACGCUAAUGCCCGUAAACUUGCUCGUGGAUUCAAUGAAAUGACUCCUGAAAGUCUGAAAAAUGAUCUUCAAGUGUCUGAAAAUGGAAUUACUAACAUGAUAAUAUUGAAAUGCAGCAAGAAAAUCCCACCUGCCGAAGUUAAAAAAUUCUUCCAAUCUCAUGGCGUGCUUGUUAUGCUUUUUGAUGACACGCGUGUUCGUAUUGUGACUAACUGGGGCAUCAAAGCAAAUCACGUUGAGAAGGUGCUAAACGUUUACAAGGAACUUGUCGAUUCUGUCUCUAAACGUUGA
Strongylus vulgaris is the source of this 1110-nucleotide messenger RNA. Lineage: Eukaryota; Metazoa; Nematoda; Chromadorea; Rhabditida; Strongylidae. The record is from the annotation of a GenBank genome assembly.